UUUUCAAACACUGGUAAUGAGCAAAUCACACUCACGCAGCAGCUCAUCGUCGUCGAGCAGCAGCAGCCGGAAACCAGAGCCCUCGACGAUGCUUCCGCCGACUGCUCCGCGCAAGUCUGGCAAUGCUGCGGCAGAGGCAGAAGCAGCCGCGGCGGCGCCGGUGCGCAACGUCCCUGUCGUUGGCGAGGAGCUCAAAACGUACUUUGAACGCGUCGAACGAAUGCUGGACGACAAUGCAUUCCAAGACGAAGCCGAUCGCGACCUGUUUGUCUCGAACGUCUACACUGAACUCGAAGGCAACGAGCUCGCCCUCGCGCAAGACCAACACUGCUCGCGCAUCGUCGAAAAGCUGCUCAAGGCAUCCAACCCAUUCCACUUGCGCGUGUUUAUGGACCGCAUUUCGGACUCGGUCGAAUCGCUCGUGCAAGACAAGUUUGCCUCCCACGUCGUUCAAACGCUGCUGACGCUCCUGCCUCCGUUCUUGGAGCAAGAGAAGAACGGUUCGGACGAGCAGCUGCGCCAACUUGACAGCGAGGAGGACGGCACGCUGCUCACGCUCAAGGACCUGUUGCUCCAGUUCUGCGACCGUCUCGAAGAGAAGGACAUUGUGCAGCUCGUCUUUCACACCUACGCCGGCCAUGUGCUGCGCAUUCUGUUCAACGUGCUUGUCGGCAUUGCUGCCGUCGACGACUCUGUUGUUCGCAGCAAGGCUUCGCGCGGCUACACUGCUGCUCUGAUGCCCGAGGCCGAUUUCAACGCUGUGCUCGAAAACAAACCGACGCCCGCACCGGAAGAGGCCGCCGCCACCGACAACGCCGAGGACGGGGAAAGCAAGCCCGCCAACCCUCCCAAGGGCUCACUGAUCGGCCCUGCCCUUGCCCUUGCGCUCGCAAUCAAGCACAAGACCAAGCGUGAUGCCUAUGUGGUGGACAUUGAGCUUGUCAAUCGUCUCAGCGCCCUCGCCGACGCAAUUGUCACAAAGCUUCCCGCUCAAACCGGGUUUGAUGUCGUUGUGACGGAUCCGGUUGCCAGCCCGGUCUUGCAGAGCCUCCUGAUGGCCCUUCACCACAAACUCCCCAUGCAGAGCGAUGACAUUGCGCGCCAAGUGCUUCACCUCGCCACACCCACUUCCUCGACACCCCGCGACGACGCCGAGUCCUUUGUCCGAGCAAACCUGCUCGAACACCGCAUUGGUAGCCAUGUUUUGGAGCGCAUGUUCAAGGUGGCCUCCGCAGACCUCUUCCUCGAUAUUUUCAAUCUCGUCUUCCGCGGACACUUGCUCGAGCUCUCGUUGCACCGUUCCGGAAACUUUGUGGUUCAGGCCAUGCUCAACCACCUGCAUCACGAGGCCCAGCUCAAGAUGGUCUUGGAUGAGCUGCGUGACCACAUUGAGGAGCUUCUUGCCGAGAACCGCAUGGGCGUGGUGGUGUGCCUCACCCAAGCGUGCGAACGUCGCGGCACCAUCACAACCCAGCGCCCCUUCGUCCGUGCCUUGUUUGCCACCUUCCAUGCCAGCAAACAGAAGGAGCAGAAAGCUAUUGCCAGCCUGCUGAUUCAUAUGAUCACCUACGACCGCCUUUUCAAUUUGGACGAGUCGACGAGCGCCAAGGCCAGCAGCUCUGCUGCAGCGGCGGAUUCCGACGACUCUAGUGACUCGGACGACGACAGCGAUGACGACAGCAACAAGAAGACGAGCAGCCGCAAAAAGAUGCCAAUUCCGCCCGUUGCCAACAUGGAGUUCAACAUGCACGGUGCUCGGCUCCUCGAAUCGCUUCUUCGCUUCCCGCCAGCCAUUAACAAGCCUGUUGUCGAGAGUUUUGCGAAUUACCCAGUCACGGAUCUUUUGCACAUUUGCAAAACACCGAUUGGCAGCCAUGUAUUUGAAAUCUUCCUUGCCGGAACUGCGCCUUACAAGCGAAAGCUCGAUGUCCUGCGAAAACUGCGCGGCAAGUUCUGCGAGCUGGCCAUUGACAAGUACGGAAGUCACGCUAUCGACAAGUGCUGGAUUGCUGCAGACAUUGAUGCCAAGGAAUGGAUUGCAACCGAACUCGUUUCGCAAGAAAACAAGCUCCGAAAUAGCUUCUACGGUCCCUUUGUGCUCCGAAACUGUCAAAUCGAACGUUUCAAGCGCAAGAAGGAGUCUUGGAAGGAUUCGCUGGAAGCCAACGACCGCAAGUCGCGCAUGUUUGCUGACAUUCUCGAGGAUAACGGAGAAGUCCCCGAAACAACCGCUGCCGCAAAGCCUGCCAAGUCCAAGAAGAGCAAGGAGGCUGCUGUGGAGGCGGAUGACUCGACAGACCGUGUAGCAGUUUUGCGAAAGAGCGACAAGUACAACUCGCUGAUGGCAGAUCUUGGCGCUGGUGGGCGCAAAAAGGACAAGAAGGGACGCUCGGCAGAUGACGACGAUGCGAUGGAACUGGACGACCACGCAGCCGACCGUCUGCCAGCCAACGAAAUUGACGAUCUGUUCAAGGACUCUUCCAACCGAAAGAAGCGCACGCACGCCGAAGCUGAAGCCACCGACGCAACUGAGGAAGAAACCUCUUCGAGCAAGGAUUCCUCGUCGAAAAAGAAGGAGGCCAAACCCAACAAGAAGGCUCGACAAGAGCUGGAGGCCGUUUUUGCUGCCAUUGCCAAUACCAAAGCAGGGAGCAGCAAAAAGAGCGGGAAGAGCAAGAGUGCGGAACCUGCGUCUGGCUCAAAGGGCAAAUCCAAGCCUCAGUUUGCCAUGUAAUGUUCGGAUUGCGCGGAGAUUCACCACAAAAUAAACAAAUCGUUAAAUUAACA
Molecule: messenger RNA, 2787 nt
Organism: Capsaspora owczarzaki ATCC 30864
Lineage: Eukaryota; Filasterea; Ministeriida; Capsasporidae
Exons: 10
Coding region: 17-2734 (905 amino acids)
Biological process (GO): ribosomal small subunit export from nucleus; endonucleolytic cleavage to generate mature 5'-end of SSU-rRNA from (SSU-rRNA, 5.8S rRNA, LSU-rRNA); endonucleolytic cleavage in ITS1 to separate SSU-rRNA from 5.8S rRNA and LSU-rRNA from tricistronic rRNA transcript (SSU-rRNA, 5.8S rRNA, LSU-rRNA)
Cellular component (GO): 90S preribosome; nucleolus; preribosome, small subunit precursor
Molecular function (GO): RNA binding
Source: RefSeq, a predicted model, not a curated record